This is a messenger RNA of Penicillium daleae, 2556 nucleotides long. Its product is annotated as Zn(II)2Cys6 transcription factor. Gene Ontology annotation, cellular component: nucleus. Gene Ontology annotation, molecular function: DNA-binding transcription factor activity, RNA polymerase II-specific; zinc ion binding; RNA polymerase II cis-regulatory region sequence-specific DNA binding. The transcript has 6 exons. Gene Ontology annotation, biological process: DNA-templated transcription; positive regulation of transcription from RNA polymerase II promoter by galactose. NCBI's taxonomy places the organism in Eukaryota, Fungi, Ascomycota, Eurotiomycetes, Eurotiales, Aspergillaceae. The record is from RefSeq and is a predicted model, not a curated record. The coding region runs from base 1 to 2556 and encodes 851 amino acids.
AUGUCCUCAAAAAGUAACAUUACCAAACGCGGCACUCCCCGGCGUCGCAAAAUCGCGCUAGCUUGUGAGACCUGCAGAGACAAAAAGGUACGAUGUGAUGGAGAGAAGCCGAUCUGUGGGCCUUGUGCUCGACGAUCCUAUGCAAUUGAACAAUGUGUAUACAAGAUCGAGAAUGCACGUUCUGCGAGUAACGAUGCUUAUCUCAAGGUCCUGCAUGACCGAAUUCGGGAGCUUGAGGAAACAUGUGCCCGUAACGGGGUUUCUGUUCCUCGAGCAUCAUCCCAUGAUAUCCAGGAAGGACAGAGUAGAGGUCCAAGUGCUUCUCAAGAGCCACAGUCGUCCUCUAAGACACUCGAUACAGAGUCCAGGACUUCCGUAGCGGCCGAAGGGCUCCUGGGACUGGGCUCGACAGCAUCCUUGGCCGGUUUCCGACACCCUUCUUUGGCGUCAAUUCUUUCACCGACAGCCGCACCUCAACAGACGACUAGAGCUUCCAUGCACUCCAACCAAGCAACCAGAAGAUCAUCCGGGCAUGUAGCCGGUACCCCACUGGAAAAUCCAGGUUCGGGAAAUGUCUAUCCGUCACCCUCACUCAACUCACAUGGAAACGUUACGGCGAUGGGGGCAAUUUCCGCCGGCGAUGAUGGAGAAUGCACCGAUUCUCCACGAGAUCAAUAUUAUGGCAACUCAUCCGUAGCGUCUUUCAUGCGGCUCGCCGGGGAUUCAAUUCCCAUACGGUCAUAUUUGCAGGCCUUGAAGCGCAAAGAAGAUGAUACUCCAGGAGGUUCUUAUGGUGAUGCAGGACUGUGGCGUGAUAUCAACUUUCCCACUACCGGUCUCCAGUUUGAUGACUAUUCCCUGCCUCCACGGCCCUUGGCAGACCAUCUUCUUGAAUGUUUUUGGGACCGAGUAUAUUGUCUAUACCCCUUCUUCCAUCGUCCCAGCUUCGAACAAGCCUAUGAGAACCUUUGGGGUUCCAGUAAAUGGGCCAAGCCAGAGCUGCCUGAACUCAACAUCGGACUCGGAGGGACCUUUGACUCGGGACAUCAGUCGAUAGUGUUUCAUUGUGCACUCAACGCGAUAUUCAGUCUUGGAUGUCAUUUUUCUGAUAUUCCUGCAGCAGAGAGGGAGGCAGCCGCAUACUCCUUUUUCCUCCGGUCCAAACGAUUUGUUGGUCUUGACCUUUUAGAUACCGGUACGAUAGGGGUCGUUCAAACUUUGUUGAUCAUUUCGCUACUGCUCCAAAGUACGCCGUAUCCGAAUCGGUGUUGGAAUGCGAUCGGUGUUGCGUGUCGGGUUGCGCUUGGUCUAGGCUUGCAUGAAACGGCGACUCAAUCCUCGCUAAAACCACUUGAAAAAGAAAUUCGGCGGCGAACUUGGCACGGAUGUGUAAUCAUGGAUAUGAUCGUGAGCAUGACCUUUGGUCGACCCAGUAUGACGUCCCAGGUCUCACCGACGCCUCUUCCUGUGAUGGAACCCCAAUCCCAAUCAGAUGAUCCAUGCGAGCUCAGCGGCCAAUUUUGUGAUCAUCAACUUGGAUACAUGACAUUCUAUGUCUCCACUAUUGAGCUUUACAAGAUUCUCGAAUCCAUUCUGUCUGACAUCUACAAUACCUGGCAAAGUCACUCGAAUUUUCAACGCCCCGCAUCGCUCCGAGAUUCUAAACACAGCAGCCUGGAUGUCAUCAUGGAGCUUGACGACAAAUUAUCUUCAUAUGAAGCAAAUGUCCCCUCCGUCCUAAAUUGGACCAACGGACAAGCAUCCCACAUCUCUACGAGUCAGCAAGGAUCCAUCUUCAAGCGCCAGCGUAAUGUUCUUCGUGCAAGGUUUAUCCACCUUCGCCUUCUCUUAUACCGGCCUAUGUUCACACAACUCUGUUCAGACCAACGGGCAGGCCUUGCACGACAAACCGGGCCAGAAGCAAACACGGAUAUCCCACGACAGGAGAAGAACGUAAUAUACUCUUCCAUGUCUGUUAACUGCGCAGCGGCCUGUGCAACAGCUGCCAUGGAGUUGGUCUCGCUCGUCUACGAGACAUAUAGGACCUCGCUGACAGAUGCGUGGUGGUACAAUGGCUUCUAUACAUCAACUGCCGGCUUCGUACUGAUCAUGUCUUACACUUGUCGCUCGAUCCUGGACCAGGUCGAUAUGCAGGCCGUCGACACCGCGUGGCAGAGAUGCGAGGAGAUCCUAACAAACAUGGCAUCUUUUAGUUUAUCCGCACGCAAUUCUCUGCAAUUCCUACAGGUUACCCACCAGUAUAUCAUGCAGAACUACACAGUGGCACCGAGAAGUGAAGGAUCUCGCACGUCUGCACCCGCCCAGCCACAGGCAUAUGAACGAAGUGCUCGGCAGCAAGCUCUUUCUAUUCAACUUGCAGAUCCCAUGUCAGAAGAAUCGAGCUCCCUGGACCCCGGAUCCAAUCAUGCUCCCAACAUCCAUCCAUUCAUGAGUUGGGAUGAGAUGGGUCUGGGCCAGGAGGAGUUUGGAUUCCUCGGAAGAUUCGAUCUGCCCGAUCUCGCCAGCUGGUUCUCUGAUAUUCCUGACAUUCCCUGA